This is a messenger RNA of Thamnophis elegans (Western terrestrial garter snake), 1469 nucleotides long. RefSeq names its product kelch like family member 36 (gene KLHL36). Gene Ontology annotation, molecular function: cullin family protein binding. The record is from RefSeq and is a predicted model, not a curated record. NCBI's taxonomy places the organism in Eukaryota, Metazoa, Chordata, Lepidosauria, Squamata, Natricidae. Bases 110 to 874 code for a protein of 254 amino acids. The transcript is spliced from 2 exons.
GCCGAAGGCGCACGGAGGAACACUGUUCCCUUCCCACCAAAGGCGGUUCCUAUUUUUCUACUUGCAUUUUUUUUACGCGCUUGUUUUUAAUUGUGGGUUUCUGUGACUGAUGAUGACCCUUGGCACAUAUUUUUUUUUUGCUUUUCUCUCCCGUUCUCAGCUCGCCUCGAUGAGGCAACAGCGAGUGGACUUUUAUCUUGGGGCCAUCAGGGACAUGCUGGUGGCUGUGGGCGGCAGGAAUGAACACGGAGCACUGUCCUCGGUUGAGACCUACAGCCCCGAGAAGGACAGCUGGUCUUACGUCGCCGGCUUGCCCAGGUUCACGUACGGUCACGCAGGCGCCGUCCACGAGGAACUCGUCUACAUUUCGGGAGGCCACGAUUACCAGAUCGGCCCCUAUCGCAAAAACCUGCUGUGCUAUGAUUACCGGACGGAUGCCUGGGAGGAGAGGAGGCCCAUGAUCACUGCCCGUGGCUGGCACAGCAUGUCUACUUUACAUGACGACAUUUAUUCGAUCGGGGGCAGCGACGACCACCUGGAGACCAUGACACGCUUCGACAUCCUGGAGGUGGAAUCCUACAGCCCCAAAUGCAAUCAGUGGACGAGAGUGGCGCCUCUGCUCCAGGCUAACAGCGAGUCUGGCGUAGCCACCUGGGACGGCAAGAUCUACAUCCUGGGCGGCUACAGUUGGGAGAACACGGUCUUCUCCAGGGCCCUUCAGGUCUACGACAAAAUGACUAAGCAGUGGCAGAAAGGGAGCGACCUUCCCAAGGCCAUCGCCGGCGUGUCGGCUUGCGUCUGCGUCUUGAGGCCCAGGUCGCACGACAAAAAGAAAAAGGCCAAGCCACAAUGCCACGAACAUCGAGGGAGAUGAGGGGUAGCGCUUGGGUCGAAGCCUGUCCUUGUCCCGAUACAGGCAGACCGCAAAUUUACAACCACGAUUGGAACCAGAAUUCCCAUCACUAAACGAGGCGGUUGUGAAGCAGUAUUGCACCUGAUUUAACAUCUUUUCUUCCCCUGGUGGUGGAGCAAAAUGCCACGGUUGUUAAGUGAAUUGUGUAGUUGCUAAGUGAAUCCAGCUUUUGCUAUUGAUCUUUGUCAGAAGCUGGUUGAGAAGGUUGCAAUAUGGUGAUAAUGUGAUUCUCGGAUGCUUCAACCUUCCUUGCCAAGUGCCUGAAUUUUGAUCGCGAGAAUGCCACAAGAAUCGUGUGAGAAGUGGUCGGAAGUCACUUUUUUUCAGCACCCAUCUGAACAUUGAAAUGGUUGCUAAAUGCACUGCCGUAAGUCGAGGACAACCUGUACAGAGAACUGAUUUUGGAAACUUCAGAAUUAUACCUUCUUGACUUGGGCUAGAGAACUUCCUCCGUUGUCCAUCCUUGUUUCUCGGAAUGGCGAGCAAACGUUACUCGUUUCGGGAGCAACCUAAGCGUUAGGGCACGAAGUCUGUGAGAAGAAAUCAGCAGAGCAUC